Messenger RNA from Neurospora crassa OR74A, 2014 nucleotides. RefSeq names its product endochitinase 1 (gene gh18-5). Gene Ontology annotation, cellular component: extracellular region. Bases 282 to 1814 code for a protein of 510 amino acids. Gene Ontology annotation, molecular function: chitin binding; chitinase activity. Gene Ontology annotation, biological process: chitin catabolic process; carbohydrate metabolic process. The transcript has 2 exons. The record is from RefSeq and is a predicted model, not a curated record. Lineage: Eukaryota; Fungi; Ascomycota; Sordariomycetes; Sordariales; Sordariaceae.
ACCGCCUUGAACCAGACCACCAAAACGAGGCGCAUUCGCAUCGCCAAACAGUCACAUGAGAAAACUCCAAUCAACGGACAAACCCCACCCCCGAGAGCAUUCAGCCCCUCUCUGACAUCCCCUUUCGUCCACUUGUCCCCAGAAUCACAAGUCGAGCAAUCCAUUUCCAGUGCGCCAAGCCGGCUUCUGAGACGUAUCGAGGUCCAUCUCCAUCGAAUCCUAUCCGUUCCAUUGGGUCCGGCCUUCUGUAAUCCUAGAAAUCCAAAGGGCUGUGCCAUAGUAUGCCAUCCUCAUCAGGUCCGAGUAAUAGAUCCGUUGUGAAGCCCGCCGCUUUAUUCCUUAUAAGUCUUGUCGUCCUCCUCUUCUUUUCCACGAUCCCAUCUCCCACUUUCAAUUCUACCUUGUUGAACCAGCUCUACUCUGGUCAUCAGCAUCCUACAGCAACAAUCGCAACGACAGCUACAGUCACCUUUACGGAAUCAGUCACGGCCACCAUCACUUCUGUUGACAAAGGACCAACACCAUCCUCCGUCACUUCCACCACACCAGCCACAACAGAAACAAGUACUACUACAACCGAACAACAAACGACACCAACAUCACCAACCAUGGGAGGCGGUCCAGACACCACCGGCUACCGCACCGUAGCCUACUUUGUCAACUGGGCCAUCUACGGCCGCAAGCACCGGCCGCAAGACUUGCCCGCCGAGAAGCUGACGCACAUUCUCUACGCCUUCGCCAACGUGCGCCCGGAUUCGGGCGAGGUCUACCUGACGGACCAGUGGGCGGACACGGACAUCCACUGGGAAGGAGACAGCUGGAACGACAGCGGCACGAACCUGUACGGGUGCCUGAAGCAGCUGAACCUGCUCAAGCGGCGCAACCGCAACCUCAAGGUGCUGCUGUCGAUUGGCGGGUGGACAUACAGCAGCAACUUCAAGGAGCCGGCGAGUAAAGAAGAGGGGAGGAGGAGGUUUGCUGAAAGUGCUGUUGAACUUGUCAAAAACCUCGGCUUCGACGGCCUCGAUAUCGACUGGGAAUACCCGCAAAACGCCCAAGAAGCCUCCGACUUUGUCUCUCUGCUCUCAGCCUGCCGCUCCGCCCUCGACGCCUACGCCUCCACCGUCCCUGGGAACCCCCACUUUGAGAUGAGUGUCGCCUGCCCGGCCGGCCCGCAGAACUACGAGAAGAUGGACUUGCCAGGAAUGGACCGGUACCUCGACUUCUGGAACCUAAUGGCGUACGACUACGCUGGCUCGUGGGACCAGGUGGCGGGCCACCAGGCCAAUCUAUUCCAUUGCAACAGCAACCCGGCUGCCACGCCCUUCAGUACCCAGCGCGCCGUCGAGUACUACUUGUCGACAGGCGUGGCGGCCGACAAGAUCGUCUUGGGCAUGCCGCUGUACGGGCGCGCGUUUCAGGGCACCGAGGGAUUGGGGCAGCCGUAUAGUGGUGUUGGCGAGGGGACGUGGGAGAAUGGCGUGCAUGAUUACAAGAAGCUGCCGUUGGAGGGAGCCGAGGAACGCGUCGAUUACGAAUCUGGUGCUACGUAUUGCUAUCAUCCGGGAACCAAGACGCUGGUCAGCUAUGAUACGCCUGGCAUGGCGAGGAUGAAGGCCGAGUAUAUCCGGGAGAGAGGCCUUGGUGGUGCCAUGUGGUGGGAAAGCAGUGCUGAUAAGGAAGGCCCUGAUAGCUUGAUUGGUACCGUCGUCGAGGGUUUGGGCGGCCUCCCGGCGUUGCGUUGGGACGGCAACUGCAUCGACUACCCGAACACCAAGUAUGACAACUUGCGGGCUGGGUUUCCGGGGAAUUAGGUCGUAGUCGUGUAUGUUGAUGGAUAGGAUGGUGAAUGUCGUCGUACACUUGGUAGUGUCAUGGUAGAUGAAACAUAUUUCACAAUCACAGCCAGCAGCGAAAUUCAAGUAAAAAUGAUUCGGCCAAGUUGGUCAUGCCAUUCCCAUUUUUGCUUUCCCUCGCCAGUGAAAGGUACCCUGAUGUCCGCUCAAAACGCCGU